GGCCAAGAGUCAGUAUAUAAGUUUUGGCUAACUCUUAGGUCAGAGUCAAAGAUAUUUUGUUUUUCGAGAGAAAUUGACUCAAACUAUGAUCAGUAAGGUUGUCUUUUUCUGUCUGGCCGUUGCUGCCGUCAAUGCUGGAAUACUCCCAGUAAAUUUCGGAUACGCCCCAGCCUUGAAAGUUGUUGCUCCUGUCUAUCAUGCCGCAAGUUACGCACCAAAAGUAGUGGAGAAACCUCAGCCUUACGACUUCAACUACGAGAUCCAAACUGAUGACGCUGGUUCCUUAUGGCAACGAGAGAGUGGUGACGACUAUGGCAACAAACAGGGCUCCUUUGGUUACCGUGAUGCUAACGGUGUCUACCGACAAGUGGAGUACGUCGCCGAUGAGGCUGGUUUCCGCCCCGUGAUCAAGACCAACGAGCCAGGUACUGCCAACGCCAACCCUGCUGACGUUCAGAUCGCCGCCGAGGAGUCUCCAAUAAAAUAUCAAGUCCCAGUUAAGGCCUACAGACCCCAUAAGAUAGUGAAGGUUCACGCCCCCGCCUUAUAUGCCGCUCAUGUCCCCCUAUAUCAUCAACCCGCCAUACACGCUGUUGUCCACGCUGCUCCAUAUGGAUACAAUCAUUAAAUUUAUUAAUGUAAAUUCUUAACUAAUCUGAUUUAGU
Limulus polyphemus (Atlantic horseshoe crab) is the source of this 665-nucleotide messenger RNA. RefSeq names its product cuticle protein 10.9-like. Gene Ontology annotation, cellular component: chitin-based extracellular matrix. The record is from RefSeq and is a predicted model, not a curated record. Bases 86 to 628 code for a protein of 180 amino acids. Gene Ontology annotation, molecular function: structural constituent of chitin-based larval cuticle. The transcript has 3 exons. Lineage: Eukaryota; Metazoa; Arthropoda; Merostomata; Xiphosura; Limulidae.